Messenger RNA from Closterium sp. Naga37s-1, 1287 nucleotides. NCBI's taxonomy places the organism in Eukaryota, Viridiplantae, Streptophyta, Zygnematophyceae, Desmidiales, Closteriaceae. The record is from the annotation of a GenBank genome assembly.
AUGGGCCCGCGUCCGUGGACAGGUCACGAGCGUUACUUCCUGCUGGUGGUUGACGACUACUCGCGUUACACCACAGUCUUCCCCUUGCGCAGCAAGGGUGAGGUCACUGAGGUGUUGAUCGACUGGAUCCACGGUGCCCGUCGUCAGCUCAGUGAGCGUUUCGGCUCGGACCUUCCUGUUCUGCGUCUGCACUCAGACAGAGGUGGUGAGUUUUCCUCCGACCUUCUGAGGGCCUUCUAUCGGGCGGAGGGCAUCCGCCAGACAUUCACGCUUCCGGCCUCUCCCCAGCAAAAUGGGAUUGCUGAGCGCCGCAUUGGCAUGGUCAUGGACGUCGCUCGUACGUCCAUGAUCCAUGCGGCUGCUCCCCAUUUUCUGUGGCCGUUUGCGGCUCAGUACGCUGCGCAUCAGAUCAACCUUCAGCCUCGUGUCUCCUUGCCGGAGACCACACCUACUCUGCGGUGGACGGGGAAGGUUGGCGAUGUGUCCGCGUUCCGUGUCUGGGGAUCUCGAGCUUUUGUCCGCGAUACUUCAGCGGACAAGCUGUCCUCCCGUGCCGUUCCCUGCGUCUUCCUUGGCUUCCCCCCUGACGCACCCGGGUGGCAGUUCUACCACCCCACCUCGCGUCGUGUUCUGUCCUCUCAGGACGUCACGUUUGACGAGUCGGUGUCUUACUACCGUCUCUUUCCCUACCGCACUGCCCUUCUCCCCCCCUCGCCGCUCUUCCUAGCGCCAGGUACUCCUCCGGUAGACCCCCUAAACCCUGCCCCCUCAGGUGUGUCUCAGGUAGACCCUGCCGAGCCGGUCGAGGUAGCUGUCGACUCAGGUGCUGCUAGGGGUGCUGAGCCAGUGGGUGUGGGGACUGGGGGUGCGGAGCCUGGGGGUGCUGAGCCUGGGGGUGCUGAGCCUGGGGGUGCUGAGCCUGAGCGUGUGGAGCCUGGGGGUGCUGAGUUUGGGGGUGCUGAGCCUGCCCGUACUGCUGGUGCUGGAGGUGCUGCUGGUGCUGGAGCUGCUGGAGGUGCUGCUAGUGCUGGAGCUCCUGGAGGUGCUGCUGGUGCUGGAGCUGCUGGAGGUGCUGCUCGUGCUGGAGCUCCUGGAUGUGCUACUGGUGCUGGAGCUGCUGGAGGUACUGCUGGUGCUGGAGCUGCUGGAGGUGCUGCUGGUGCUGGAGCCGCUGGUCCAGGAGGUGCUCGUAUUGGAGGUACUGGAGCUGCUGGGACUGGUGGUGCUGCAGGCGUUGGAGUUGCAGGUACUGGAGCUGGUGGUGCUGCGGGAGUUCCUGUCGCCUAG